Rhinocladiella mackenziei CBS 650.93 is the source of this 2742-nucleotide messenger RNA. RefSeq lists its product as uncharacterized. Lineage: Eukaryota; Fungi; Ascomycota; Eurotiomycetes; Chaetothyriales; Herpotrichiellaceae. Gene Ontology annotation, biological process: stabilization of membrane potential; potassium ion transmembrane transport. Gene Ontology annotation, molecular function: potassium ion leak channel activity. The record is from RefSeq and is a predicted model, not a curated record. Gene Ontology annotation, cellular component: membrane. The transcript has a single exon. The coding region runs from base 1 to 2742 and encodes 913 amino acids.
AUGGGCUCCGAUCACGCCAAGCAGGAAGAGUUGGACCCCCAGCCGGCCGCUUUGGGCUCUAGGUCAGGUACGAGCGCCAAAGACAACGAAAAGCAAAGAGACUGGGAAGCAGACGAGAGCAGAGACUCGAUUACAACGUUGCCAGACUACGAAGGCAAACGGGAGACCCAACAUGAGCGGAGAGACCAUGUGCACCACAUUGGGAAGCUGAGGUUGAGGUCCGCCGACGACGACCUUCCCACCAGAUGGUGGUUUGCUUCCACUGCCAUCCCUCUCAUUGCGGCCACUUUCGCUCCCAUGGCCAACUUGGUUUCCAUUGCUGGUCUGGUCGUUCCCUGGAGAAACAAGGUCAUCGAGCACGAGCGCCUUACCUAUCAAUCGACCUCAGUGGGCUAUCCAGACCCGAGUUGGUGUAUCAAUCUCAACAUUGCAUCCCUUGUAUGCGGCUUUGUCGGAAAUCUCUUUCUUCUCUUCAAUUUCACCAAACGCAUUCGAUAUAUCGUGGCUCUGCCGGCGACCAUCGUCCUCUUCUACAUCGCCUCUGGGAUUUUGAUUGCUAUUACGGUCUCGAUGAAUGUCCAUGUCCCCCCGGGGCCGAAUGAAGUCUAUUCCCAAGGAUUUUGGAACGCCGUUCUCGCGGCCUGUCUAUACAUGUUUAAUUCCAUGAUCUUGAUGGUGAAUAUGUGGGGUUACUUUCUAGGCCAUUAUCCUCAGCACUUUACUUUGACCGACGAACAACGCAAUCUGAUCCUACAGACAAUGAUGUUCUUCAUAUGGCUGGGGGGAGGUGCUGGUGUAUUCUCUAGAAUCGAAAAAUGGACGUAUCCUGACGCAGUGUACUUUUGUGAUGUCACUAUCCUGACCAUUGGCUUUGGGGACUUCGUCCCAAACGACGAUCUUGGACGCGGUCUGGUGUUCCCUUACUCGGUGGGUGGAACGAUCAUUCUGGGUCUGAUGGUUAGCUCGAUCCACAAAUUUGCCGGAGAACUGAGUACGGUCAACGUGCUCGGGAAACAUGUCGAAACAAGAAGAAUAAACACAUUAUCCAGGGCCGUGACAGUUGAUGACGCCGAGGACCGAAGGCGAAGUGAACUAGAAAAGGAGAUAGAAGUCGAACAGUUUCAUGGACUUAAACCCAAGAUCUCCUCACCGUUACCAAAUCCCCGGAUCCAACAUGAUUUAGACGUGGCAGGCGGCCAUGCCCCACAAAAUGAGACGCCUCAAGCCCAAAAUUCAAAUCGUCAAGUUGGAUUCGAGCAUACCAAACCUGAAGAGCUUAAGAAGGCACAAGACUCGGAGCCCCAUCCGAACCAAUUUUUGAACACCACAUUCCAUCGAGGCCCAAUCCAUUCCACUCUGAGGCUAAUUGCGAAGCCUGUGUCAACACUGAGAAGAGUCAGGACGAGAUCUCAGAGAGUCAUCCUUAUGCGUGAAGAGAAAGACAGAUUCAACGCUAUGCGAGACAUCCAAUUGAACGCAAGAAAAUUCAAAAAGUGGUAUGCUUUGUUCGUGUCUGUCAUAGCUUUUGGGAUCUUAUGGUGUGUGGGCGCCAUAGUAUUCUGGCGGGCGGAGAAACCAACCCAAGACUUGAACUAUUUCCAGGCUCUGUAUUUCUGCUACGUCAGUUUGCUGACUAUCGGUUAUGGUGACCUAAGCCCCAAGAGCAAUGCUGGUAAGCCAUUCUUUGUGGUUUGGUCACUGAUUGCCGUGCCGACAAUGACAAUCCUGAUUUCGGAUAUGGGUGACACGGUCAUCUCGAGUUUCAAACGCGGCACUUUCAAACUUGGUGACAUGACUGUCCUGCCUAAGGCGGGCCUCUGGCACGAUCUUCUCAAAUCAGCCCCUUUCCUCUGGAAUUGGAUGAACAAGAAAGUCGAGAAGCGGCGUUUAAAAUCCGGUCUUCCCGUUGGACCCUCUGAAGGUGAAGGCUCACCUAACUUAAGCAUCGAACAGUUGGCAAGUGAGAAUCUCAGUGAAGCAGAAUUGACGCAACGACUCGCCUGGGCUAUUCGCAAAACGGCCGACGACCUUCAACAUUCGCCUGGGAAACGCUAUUCAUAUGAAGAAUGGUGCGAGUUUACAAAGCUGAUCCGCUUCACCAGAGCUGGACUCGACCAGCUAGACUAUGACGAAGAAACAGACGGCGUCAUAGAAUGGGACUGGCUUGAAGAAAAUAGUCCCAUGAUGAGCUCGCAGAGCGAAUCGGAAUGGAUCCUCGAUCGGCUUUGUGAGAGUUUGCUUCGAUUGCUGAAGAAAAAUACGCUGGGCAGUACGCCCAAUUCCGCAUUACUUCCAUCUGCUGACGCUGACGCUUCGACCUUCGAUUUUUCCCGUCGCGGCACCAUGUACGACGACCUGCCGACGGCUCGGAAGUCCGACAAGGCGAAUAAAAGCAAGGCUGUCGAGCCAAGCGAGCCUCGCAAGCCAAUGCAGGCACAGGAACGAAGACACCGAGCCUCGGGAGCGGACGCAGUAUUGACAUUCUUUACGGGCGGGAGGAGAGGAGACCAGACGUACGCCGAAUGCGCUCCCUUGUGGAGUAAGAAGGCCCAGGAACGGAUGAAGGAGCAGCGCAGGGGUAGCACUGGACAUAAGCGCAGAGGUCCCUUCAGCAAGCUCGACCAUAGAGGCAAGACAGGCGCAGUAGGUGGUGGAAGAGGUGGAGCAGGCAGCCGGACGCUCAAAAUGAGGUAUUUCACGGGUGAUGGUGAGGGAACGAGGUUUCCCAGGACUGACGAUUGA